This is a messenger RNA of Neodiprion virginianus, 3706 nucleotides long. RefSeq names its product epsin-2 (gene lqf). NCBI's taxonomy places the organism in Eukaryota, Metazoa, Arthropoda, Insecta, Hymenoptera, Diprionidae. Gene Ontology annotation, biological process: endocytosis. The record is from RefSeq and is a predicted model, not a curated record. Gene Ontology annotation, molecular function: clathrin binding; phospholipid binding. The transcript has 14 exons. Gene Ontology annotation, cellular component: endosome; plasma membrane; clathrin vesicle coat. The coding region runs from base 293 to 2011 and encodes 572 amino acids.
AUCUAGAGAUUCGAAUAACAUUUGAUAAUUUCGUCAUUGGAGUAAUAAUUCACAAUCAAGUGUGCUGUGCCUCUGACAAUAUUUACUCAGCUCGUUAUAACAGUGCUGUUAUUCGCACUCGUUGGCAGAACGUUUGGGGUCACUCAGUUGCUAAGUAUACUUCUAAAGAAGAACAUCCAUGUGUCUACCUGCUCUUACGAGGCACAGCUUUCUUUUAUUUGAAACACAUUAGAGUUUUAAGUAAUUUAUUGAUAAAAAAUUAUACAUUCGUUGAAUUUCACUAAUUUGAAUAAUGAAUAUUGCGUGUAUGAAUAACAUAAUCCCUACCCGAAGAAUGGGUUUUCAUGACCGAUCUGAUCGUGAGACUGGGAAGCUCGAAUAUUCGCCUAUGGUAGGAAAAAUGCGAAGACAAGGCCAAGAUGUGAUGCAGGUAAACCUGGCAGGUAUCCGACGGGACAUCAAAAAUCUUGCUCAUAACUAUAGUGACGCGCAGAAAGCAGUGCGCAAGGCCACAAGCAAUGAUCCAUGGGGUCCUAGCAGUACACUGAUGGCAGAAAUAGCUGAUCUGACUUACAACGUUGUAGCAUUUACAGAAAUAAUGCAAAUGCUCUGGAAACGACUUAAUGAUCAUGGAAAGAAUUGGAGGCACGUUUACAAAGCAUUAGUUCUUCUGGAAUAUUUAAUUAAAACUGGCACAGAAAAAGUGGCUCAUCAAUGCAGGGAAAACAUCUUUUCUAUCCAGACUCUAAAAGAUUUUCAAUACAUGGAGGGACCUAAGGAUCAAGGAAUUAAUGUAAGGGAGAAAGCUAAACAGCUAGUAGCAUUAUUGAAAGACGAUGAACGGUUGAGAAACGAAAGAGCACGCGCAUUGAAAGCAAAGGAAAGAUUUGCACAAUCUCUGAGUGGUUUCGGCAGCGAUGGAUUAGAUACGAUGUCUCCGAUGAGUAGCGAUUUUCAAGACUGGGAGCCAUGUCAACUUUCAGAAUCAGCAUCCAAACCUGAGCUGGAAGCGGCGAGACCACAAACCGUUGGCGAAGAAGAACUCCAAUUACAACUUGCUCUUGCAAUGUCUCGGGAAGAGGCUGAACAAGAAGAGCAGAGACGGCGUAGUGAUGAUGUCAGAUUACAGUUGGCUUUGAGUCAGAGUCAGCAAGAUUUCAAAUCACCUCCGUCUGAUAAGCAAAGUCACGUACUCGACUUACUCGAUGUAAACUUAGGAGAGGCAAGUGGCUCAUCUGCUCAGGUUGAUCCUUGGGGUGUUCCUACAGCAGCACCUCCACCGAGACCUCAGUCAUUGGACAUAUCUCAUUUUUACCGCAUGGAGCCACAUACUGAUCCAUGGUGUGUACCGACAAGUAGCGCUUCACCUCCAGUGGAUCCGUGGGCUCCAGUUCCUCCACAAAGACCGACGUCGUCAGCUGCUGCAGUGGAUCCUUGGCGAGCUCCAGUGGUGUCACCAGCAACAGUUGCUCCUCGUCCUGCGGAUCCAUGGGCUCCAUCGCCCGGAGCCGAAGGCUCAGCCCUUGCUUCUCCGUCACCGUCUUUUAAUAAUCCUACCCUUACUCAGAAUAUUGGAUUUACAGCUCAGUCUCCCCAAAAUAUCGGUUUCAAUCUGCCUACGUCAAAUAUUGGAUUUAGCAGUCAGACUAAUGGUUUCAAUGGUAGUGGAAGCGGAUUUAACGAAUUUAGUGCUCAAAACCAACAAAACCCUGUGGCCGGCCCGCUUGGAGAUUUGGAUGAAUUUGACGUUAUCAGUAACAGAGACAAGCUGAGAAAUAGUCCGCAACCUAAUAACGGAGUCAACAAUAACAUGCUAGGAACUGCGAUGUCGCCAGAUCCGUUUGACCUCGGAGGCCUUAGUGAUAAUCUUUCUGCAAGUACGGGAGCUGUUAAGAAAACUCCUCAAUCAUUCCUUGGCGAAAAUUCGGCACUUGUUAAUUUGGACAACCUUGUUAGUGCCACUGCGGUUAAACCACCUGCUCCGGCACCUACAGCAUUUCAUUGGAAGUAACUUUUGACGGUACCGUAUUUGGCAAAUCCAUUUGCUGCAGCGACACCACCACCUCGUCCAACAAUUAAUCAAAUCCGACAGGAUCCCUGGUCAGGCACUGCAGCAAAUCCAUUUCUUUCGUAGCGCAACUGAGAAUCUAAUGAUUAUGAACCAAUGAUCGAACACAUCGUAUUCUAAAAAAUAGUUGAGAAUAUUAUUAGGAGCUUGGUUAUAGACAAGUUUUAAUAUGAGGUAUGGUAUGGAUUUAUAUAUUGUAUGAUAGGUCAGAACGAACUGAAUUUACUUCGUCAAGCAUAAAAUUUCGGGCGCAACGUUAUUCAAAUUUUCUCAAAUCAUAUACUGUUAUGUAUUGACAUAAUUUGAUCGUGAAAAGACAGGUUACUAUUAUUAUAACCUGGUAUUACUGUUCGAAUUGGUAUAACAUGACUGAUUGUUUUUGAUUUAUACUCAAUAAACUCAUUUGAUAACUUUAUUCAGUAUUCAUAAUCAGUCGCGAUAUUCGUCAAUUCAGUAAUAUUUUGUAGUAAUGAAGGAUGUCAAUUGCAUCUAGCGAGUAGUGUUAUAAUAAGAAGAUUACCUUAUAAAAUAACACUAUUGAAUCAUUUUAGGCGUGGAACAAGGAGACGAAUUUGGAAAACGUAAUGCCAAGUUUAUAUGCUUUUACAAUAUUAUGGUACAGAUAUGGGAGAGAUGAUUGAUAUUUUAAUACACGUGAUCAAGUCUGCAUCGUGUCAAUUGUAGUUCAGAAGGAGGUGUUUUUUUUUUCGAUGUUAUUCAUUUUAUCCCAAACCUCGGUGAAAUUAUCACUGUUGAAGAAUCAAUUUUUUUUAUUAUAAAUACUUCUGGUUUGAACCGUUGUUACGGAUCGAAAAAAUAAUGAACAUUUGUUUUUCUUCAUUCUCAGAAUUGUUACGCAUAUGAUAAUUGUAACUUUUUUUUCUAUUGGUGUUUGGUAUACAUGGGUGUAAUUAAUACCAUGCAGAUUUGAAACUGAAGAAUUUUUUAGCAAAUGACUUGAUAUAAGUUAGCAAAUAUAAGAUAAAAAAAAAAUCGACUCUCCAGAGCAAUGACUUAUCUUCAAUUUUGAAAUAUAAAUUGGGAAGCCCAGGUAUAUAAUGUUACGAAAUGAUUUAAUGUAGUAACGGGUUGUAGAAUUGAACUGAAAUAUUUAUUUUACAAACAGUCUGAGGUUUAUGCAUAAGUACGUGUGUGUGUAUAUAUAUUUAUUUAUAUACAUAUAUACACACACACACACAUCCAUACAUACAUAUACACAUAUUAGGGUGAUCCUUAUUUAGGGCUUCGACAAAUUUUUUGUCAUUCAUCCGUCAAAUAUACACCUAUAUAUAUACAUAUAUGCAUUUGCUUUUUUGGGAAUAAAAUGAGUAUUUACCUACUUCUUUGCAAUUUGUUCAUAAGGAUUUAUUAAUUGAAUGAGAAAAAUGUUUAGGAGAAUAUAUUGCAAAGUGUGGUAUGUAAAAAUAUCCAACUGAACUAACAUAAUAGGGUCAUAUAAUCUGUCCUGUCCUGACAAAAUUUUAUCGGUUUGUGAAAGCCCAAGUUCAGCGGUUAGACACACAUUUGUCAAUUGUACUGUAGUCUUUAAGAACUUCGGUAAUUUUUACAAUUCAAUUCAUAUCUAAAAGUAAGUAGCCUUGUAAUCGAAGAACGAAUAAAGAAGAUUAUUCAUUUGUC